Vicugna pacos (alpaca) is the source of this 5364-nucleotide messenger RNA. RefSeq names its product DnaJ heat shock protein family (Hsp40) member C10 (gene DNAJC10). Gene Ontology annotation, molecular function: protein-disulfide reductase activity; oxidoreductase activity, acting on a sulfur group of donors, disulfide as acceptor; misfolded protein binding. The record is from RefSeq and is a predicted model, not a curated record. Gene Ontology annotation, biological process: IRE1-mediated unfolded protein response; protein folding in endoplasmic reticulum. Lineage: Eukaryota; Metazoa; Chordata; Mammalia; Artiodactyla; Camelidae. Gene Ontology annotation, cellular component: endoplasmic reticulum lumen; endoplasmic reticulum.
CUUCUCGGGCACAGCGUGUCCUUCAGCUCCGGGUUGGAGCCGGAGCCGGAGCCGGAGCCGGAUUCCGCGCAGAAGGCCACGUCAACCUAAACUUACACCGCCCUCCCCACCCCGCCGCGCCCGCAAGGCUUGCGGCGAGUCCUUCCAAGCCGCGUCGUCCACGCCUUUCCCACAAUGCCCCGCGCCAGGUCCCGCCCCGCCUCGCCUAGGAGACCGGCGCGCGCGGAGCAGACCGGAGCCGGCCGCUUUCGCAACCCGGCGGUGCGGCUGGACCUCCCCAGUCCCGGAUGCGGCGGGGCUGCGGUUAAGAGAGUGCGCGCUUCCGUCUCGCAGGCAUAGCUUGCGCUAGGCCGAGUGGGGUCCGCCGCCAGGGAUUGAGGAUGGGGAAGUAGCUGCAGGAGGCGACCCCGCGACGCCGAGAUUAACGUUUUGGGAGACAAUUUGUGAUGCCUGAUUAACCUUUAGAGUAAUGUGGACAGAAGUUCUCAAACUUGCAUAUUACAUCAACUGGAACCAGUGGCAUUACCUUAAUGUUCACUUAAGUCAAAACUUGGACAAAAAAGACAAUGAGGGUCUGGUUAAAUAAAGAUGACUAUUUCAGAGACUUGAAAAGGGUCGUUCUCUGUUUUCUAAUAGUAUAUAUGGCUGUUUUAGUGGGUACAGAUCAAGAUUUUUACAGUUUACUCGGAGUAUCCAAAACUGCAAGCAGUAGAGAAAUAAGACAAGCUUUCAAGAAAUUGGCAUUGAAGCUACAUCCUGAUAAAAACCCGAAUAACCCAAAUGCACAUAGUGAUUUUUUAAAAAUAAAUAGAGCAUAUGAAGUACUCAAAGAUGAAGAUCUGCGGAAAAAGUAUGACAAAUAUGGAGAAAAAGGACUUGCAGAUAAUCAAGAAGGAGGCCAGUAUGAAAGCUGGAAUUACUAUCGUUAUGAUUUUGGUAUUUAUGAUGAUGAUCCUGAAAUCAUAACAUUGGAUAGAAGAGAAUUUGAUGCUGCUGUUAAUUCUGGAGAGCUGUGGUUUGUGAACUUUUACUCCCCAGGAUGUUCACACUGCCAUGACUUAGCUCCCACAUGGAGAGACUUUGCUAAAGAAGUGGAUGGAUUACUUCGAAUUGGAGCAGUUAACUGUGGCGAUGAUAGAAUGCUUUGCCGGAUGAAAGGAGUCAACAGUUAUCCCAGCCUCUUCAUUUUUAGGGCUGGAAUGGCUGCAGUGAAAUACCAUGGUGACAGAUCAAAGGAAAGUUUAGUGAAUUUCGCCAUGCAGCAUGUUAGAAGCACAGUGACAGAAUUAUGGACAGGAAAUUUUGUUAACUCCAUACAAACUGCAUUUGCUGCUGGUGUUGGCUGGCUGAUCACUUUUUGUUCCACAGGAGGAGAUUGUUUGACUUCACAGACACGUCUCAGGUUAAGUGGUAUGUUGGAUGGUCUUGUUAAUGUAGGAUGGAUGGACUGUGCCACCCAGGACAACCUUUGUAAAAGUUUGGAUAUUACAACAAGUACCACUGCCUAUUUUCCUCCUGGAGCCACUUUAAAUAACAAAGAGAAAAGUGGUAUUUUGUUUCUUAAUUCAUUGGAUGCUAGAGAAAUAUAUUUGGAAAUAAUGCAGAAUCUUCCAGACUUUGAACUACUUUCAGCAAACACACUAGAGGAUCGUCUGGCUCAUCAUCGGUGGCUCUUAUUUUUUCAUUUUGGAAAAAAUGAAAAUUCAAACGAUCCCGAGUUGAAGAAACUAAAAACUCUACUUAAAAAUGAACAUAUACAAGUUGGCAAGUUUGACUGUGCCUCUGCACCAGACGUCUGUAGUAAUCUCUAUGUUUUUCAGCCGUGUCUAGCAGUAUUCAAAGGACAAGGAACCAAAGAAUUUGAAAUUCAUCAUGGAAAGAAGAUUCUAUAUGAUAUACUUGCCUUUGCCAAAGAAAGUGUUAAUUCUCAUGUUACCACACUUGGACCUCAAAAUUUUCCUGCCAAUGACAAAGAACCAUGGCUUGUUGAUUUUUUUGCCCCUUGGUGUCCACCAUGUCGAGCUUUAUUGCCAGAGUUACGAAAAGCAUCAAAGCAUCUUUAUGGUCAGCUUAAGUUUGGUACAUUAGAUUGUACAGUUCACGAGGGACUCUGUAACAUGUAUAACAUUCAGGCUUAUCCAACAACAGUGGUGUUCAACCAGUCCAGCGUUCAUGAGUACGAAGGACAUCACUCUGCUGAACAGAUCUUGGAGUUUGUAGAAGAUCUUAUGAAUCCUUCUGUGAUCUCCUUGACACCUACCACUUUCACUGAACUAGUUAAACAGAGAAAACAUGAUGAAGUCUGGAUGGUUGAUUUCUAUUCUCCAUGGUGUCAUCCAUGCCAAGUCUUAAUGCCAGAAUGGAAAAGAAUGGCCCGGACGUUAACUGGACUGAUCAACGUGGGCAGUAUAGACUGCCAACAAUAUCAUUCUUUUUGUGCCCAAGAAAAUGUUCGGAGAUACCCUGAGAUAAGAUUUUUUCCCCAAAAAUCAAAUAACGCUUAUCAAUAUCAUAGUUACAGUGGUUGGAAUAGGGAUGCUUAUUCCCUAAGAAUCUGGGGUCUAGGAUUUUUACCUCAAGCAUCUAUAGAUCUAACACCUCAGAGUUUCAAUGAAAAAGUUUUACAAGGGAAAAACCAUUGGGUGAUUGAUUUCUAUGCUCCUUGGUGUGGACCUUGCCAAAACUUUGCUCCAGAGUUUGAGCUCUUGGCUAGGAUGAUUAAAGGCAAAGUGAAAGCUGGAAAAGUAGACUGUCAAGCUUAUGCCCAAACCUGCCAGAAAGCUGGUAUCAGAGCCUAUCCAACUGUUAGAUUUUAUCCGUACGAAAGGGCAAAGAGAACUAUUUGGGGAGAGCAAAUAGAUUCCAGAGAUGCGAAAGAGAUUACUACCUUAAUAUAUGAAAAGUUGGAAAAUCUCCAAAAUCAUGGAAAGAGAAAUAAGGAUGAACUUUAACGAUGUUGAAAAUGAAGAAAAAUCUGAAAAAAGAAAUUGACAGAUGAUACCAGAAGACACCUUUUCAGAAUGUUAACUGCAUUCUUGAUGGGAAUAAAUGAACAUUACCUUGGACUUGUAAUUGCACUGCCUGAAUUCUGUACAACAUUGGUAUAAAUGAAGGGUCUGCAGACUUUUCUGUAAAGGGCCAGAUAGUAAAUAUUUUAGGCUUUGUAAACCAUAUGUGGUUCUUUGUCACAUAUUCUUUGUUUUUGUUUUAUUUGGUUUUUACAUUUUUUACAGGGUUAUAAACAAUUCUUAGCUCAGGGCCAUACACAAAUAGGCUACAAGCCACGUUUAGCCCAUGGGCCACAGAUUACUGACCCUUGGAAAGAUGUUUAGGCUGGCUAGCUCAAACAUGAGCACGCUCUAUGAUCUAUACAUCCUAAGUUAUACAAAGUAUACUUGAUUACUUAAAGUUUUGUGGCUGGCCUAAAAAGAACUUGAUUUUCAGUUCUGUUCGUCUAAAAAUUCGCUGAAAUUGAUUCUCUGACCAAUAUUUCAUUUAAAAAACAUGCUCAGUGUGGGAAAGUAAACAAGACGACCUAUUUUUAUGCUUUGUUAUAGUGAAGAGAUUCUUCAUUUUCUUUUCUUUCCUUUCUAAAGGUUGAAGAAUUGAUUUUAAUUUUUCACAUUUGAGAAAAUUUUGCGACAGUAAGUAAACAAAUCUUAUCAAUUUCUAUCCCUAGAUAUGUGAGGGGGAUAAUAUUUAUAGCAAUUAACUACACUGUAGAGUAUCCCAAAUAUAUCAAAUAUUUAGAGUUCUAUGUUUUAAAAGAUACAGUGUUCAUGUAUUUUGUGAGUUGUUUUUGUCAAAGUUUUCCCUGUGAUAGUAAUUUGUUUUUGAACAGUUUUCAAAGAUUUAUGUUUUUGACUUCUGGACUAUCAUUUACAUUUGCCUUUUUUCCUUCAUAGUUGUGGUUUUUCACUCUUUAACAAUCUUCAUCAUUCAAGUAGAAAAAUAACUUCGCAGGUUUCACUGUAGCUUAUAAUGAUACUGUGGUUGUUCCAACUAUUUAUUGUUGGAGGCUGCCAUUUUCAGAUAAAUAUUAGCAUAAUAACUGCGGUUAUUUUAAUAAGAAAAUCCAGUAUAUAAAUAAGGAUGGGAUCUUUUAGUUUCUUAGUUGUUCAGACUCAGAGAACUCAAAAUUUUUUCUUUGCAUUUAAACAAGAGAUUGUAACAUGUAGUUAUUUAGUUGUAAUCCAGAGUAUAUGGAAUAGUAAAAAUCCCAGUUGAUCAAAAGAGGUCAGUAAUUUUUUUUAACUUAAGUUUUCCUAAAAACCUAUUUGAAUUGUUUUAUUAUAUUGGGAGAGGUUUUUUUAAUAACACUUUACUGCAUUCCCCAAAAUUUCCUCAUAAAGGUUAAUUUACAACUGCAGUUUAUCCAAAAAUUAAUCAGUUUUUUUUUCAUUUGCAAGUCUAACCCUAUUCUUCAUAUUCUCUCCCAUAUUAUAUCUAGUGUUAUCUUUUAAUUUCUUAUCUUGAAUUCCACUUUACACAUGUCACCACUUCUGACCUUAAUUUUACACCAUCUUUUUGAGUUAUCAGUAAUGGCAAGUGCCUUUCAUUUAUUAAAUUUUCCAAGCCCAGAAUUUUCAAAAUUGGCUUGUUUCUAUAAAAAUUCCAAAAUGGAAUGCCUAAAAGAAGUUUUAGUAAAUAUUUACUGAACUUGUACACAAUUAUGUGAGUACCACUGUGCUGAACACUUAGGAGUGUACAAAAGUAAACCCAAGGCAUAGUCCCCAUCUCCUUAGUGUCUGUAAUUCACAGUUCUGACACAGAACCCAUAAACAAACUUAUACUAUACUAUUACCUAUAAAUAGAAUUCCAAACUUACUGGCUGAGAAACAUCUUAGGCAGUAAAUGAAGUAGUAAAUAUUUUGUAUCCUGUAACUGGGCCUAAGUAUGUGCCUGUGGAAUCAGCUCAAAAGCCAGGGCUACCUGGGAGUCACAUCAAGUAAUAUGUAUCAUACAAGUAACAUACAUCAGGACGUUUUCUGCACUUACAUCAGUGUCAUUGGGUAUUUGAAAACAGCUGGCAGAAUUAAAGGUUUUAAUAGCCAGUUAGUACGGUAGAGCACCUCUGGUGUACCAGAUAAAACAUGCCGUUUCUCUUAGCAACACCAUUUUUGUGUGCAACCAGCCUUAGGUAACAGCAUCAUUUCUAGCUGACCAGAGUGCAUUCUGUCAGGCAGCUAGAUUUGAAAAUGAGAUCCAUUUAAGUAUGUGGCUAUGUGAAACCAUUUGGAAUUUGUGUUGUGGGCAUUAAUGAUGCCUGUUCUAGUUUGUCAGAGUUUAUUUAACAUUUUCCUAUCUUUUUCAUUUAAAGCAUAUGAUUAAGAUAAAAAAUAAAAUGAAAUGAUUAUUGUAUAA